UUCCUUGGCAGUGGUGGUUGACUUGGCCCAUGCAAUUAUUGUCAUUCCCGCCUGCACUGAGUGCACUUCUAGAGUCCACUGUACGCUCUUUUGAAGACCCACGUUCGCUCUCCAGAAAGUCGUUUUCCAACAGGUUUUAUUAGAUCUUCAGAUACCCCCCUCAUCAGCGACCUCCCUGCGCUCCGCAACUCGACCGCAGAUGGCGAGGCUCAGCUUCCUACUCGUUCUCUACGUCUCCCUCAUUUUCUGUGCAACCGUUUACGCCAAUAUCAACGUGGUCGAAUCCCACCGCCGGUCCCAUGGCAGCCUUAGUCGCUUAAUCAAAAAAAGGUCAUCAGGAGGAGGAGGAGGAGGAGGCCUUGGCAAUGUCUUAGCAGAUGUCCAGUCGUCCUCUCAGGCUGCCUUGCCUUCGGCUGCUGGUGCUGCUUCUUCCAGCGACUCUACUGCGGCGACACCCACCACACCCGCCGCCGCUUCUGCGAGUUCUUCUUCGGCUUCUCCCGCGAGUGCCACCUCGUCUAGUGGAGGUCUUCUGGGUAGUGUUGUUGGUGGCAUAUUGCCAACCACGUCAAGUUCGGCUUCCUCAUCAACUGCAACUUCUGCUGCAAUUACAACCCCCACCACGUCGGGUACACCAACGACGCAGGUUGCAGCCGGGAGUGUUCCCACCUCACAACAAUCUGAGCAGCAACAGCAACAGUCACCUUCCGUCUACUACAUCACUUCCAGCGCUUCGUCAACACCUACCGAAUCAAGCACGCCCGAGUCGGCUUCAACCCUCUCUCAUACCGCUGUGACAGUCCUCAUUGUCAUCGCCGUUAGCAUCGGCGCUUCCAUUAUCGUCUGGACGAUCAUCCGCAAGUGGAAGUUCAAGCCUUCCUCCAACUUCGAAGACCGCAUGCAACCCAUCGACUGGCGGCCUGAUUGUGGCGAGGACAGUGGACUUCCAGGCACACGCCGUCCCCUCUCCAACGCAUCUUCCUUCCACUCAGGCUCCCACCAAUCCGCUGACGACCACAGCCAGACACACAGUGCCGGACAUAGCGCGGCUGCUCAUUCUUCUCUCCCCGAACAUGAUUUCACCCCCGGACCAGUUCAUUUCGCCCCUGUUGGCGGUUAUGCGGACCUUGCGCGCGGUCCUGCCCCUGGUUCCGAACCUGCCAUGCAAGAAGCUUUGGGCCGUGCACCGAGCCUCAAUCACCAGUAUCAAUAUGAUCAAUAUGGUGUCCCCCUUCACCAUGGGUACAACGCACCUAGCUACUAACGGGGCUGGCGAGAAGAAUACCUGCGACGGGUGACACUUGUACUUUCACGAGGUCGUCCCUGAUGCUCUUGGAUCCAUGUUAUCCUGUUCCAUUUAUACCAUAUUUUCCGUUUGCUUGCUGGACGAUGCAACCCUACCUUUUUUUUUUUCAUCCUUUUUUUCUUGAUCUUCUGAAGAUGCCGCAGGCAGAAUAGUACAUACAGAUAAUACGGUGGAUACUCUUGGAUACCCCCGUUCUGCAAUCAGAUUGCAUUGUAUCGUUGGUUUCCAUACGUUCUUCUGCUCUCCAGGCGACACGUCUGACGUUGACCGUCACGUCAUGAUCAUGUUUUAUCAUUGGUCUCACGUAUGUUCACGACG
Molecule: messenger RNA, 1624 nt
Organism: Pisolithus orientalis
Lineage: Eukaryota; Fungi; Basidiomycota; Agaricomycetes; Boletales; Pisolithaceae
Exons: 4
Coding region: 200-1264 (354 amino acids)
Source: RefSeq, a predicted model, not a curated record